CAAAACGUAUUUACAAAUUUCAUUCCUCUGCUGCGCUCAGCACCUUUCGCACGAUUAUUACUUUGUUCACUGUUUCUUGUGGUACUUACUACCUAUUUAUAGAAGUUGUUUAUAGCAGCCAGUUUUCUCCAUAUUUGAUUUGGGUUUGAAUAAAACAUGUUCCUUUUAGUGAGACAAACUUGUGCUUUCGCAACUCGAACCCUUAAGCCUUUACGCCUGACGGAAGGCUUAUCGGUUGCAAACCUUGGUCGCGCUGUUAUCACAGGCAGUGGUAUUAGUGGAUUUGCCUUUACCGGGCAAAGUUCUAAAAUGUCUAAUAUCAACUAUCUAUCCGGCGUCAAUGACUUGGAGUGCACCGCUGGAACAAUGAAUGAAGUGAAACAAGUAAUCAUAGAAAAGCUAGGUAUCGAAGUCGGAUACACACCGUUUGUCAGUACUCGGGAGCAUCUGGCUAAAUAUGCUCCAACAUCUGUUGAUCAAUUGCCAGCGAGAUCGAUGCAGGAUUCGUUCACCUCAGCAAUUAUUCCAUUGACGAGCGAUAAAAUACUCAAGGACAAAUAUGUAGGAUUCAUGGGAAAUGUUCGUUUAGGUCGUUUGAUGGAGGAUAUGGACAUGUUCGCAGUAUGGGUUGUACAUAAGCAUUUGUUAUUGCCCGAUCUUCCAGAGGGGGUCGCAAUGCCAUACACCUUUGUAACUGUAUUAGUUGACAAGGUAGACUUCACCGAUUUGGUUCCAACGCAUGAUGCAGACAUACGUCUGUCUGGUCAUGUAAGUUGGGUUGGAAAAACUUCAGUCGAAGUAGUUGUAUGGAUGGAGCAGAAGUUACAUGGGAAAUGGCGCAAACUUACUAGAGCACUUUUCUUGAUGGCAGCUAGGGAUGCGACUAACACAAAGGCAGCUCUGAUCAAUCCAUUGGCCCCGGCAAACGAAGAAGAGCAAACUAUCUUUAAUGGAGGAGAAUCUCGCAAGAAACGAAGAAUUCAGCUUCAAAAAGAAGAUCUGCUUAAAACUGAACCGAACGACUUUGAACAAGGCUUGGUUCAUGACCUUUUUGUUAAGUCUAUUGACACAAAAAGUCGUGCUUUCAAUAAGCGAAUACUGCCGCCAGGAUACGUCUGGAUGGAAGAUACAACAAUGUCCAAUAUUGUAUUUUCUCAUCCGGAGGAUCGUAACGCACAUAACAAAGUUUUUGGUGGGUUCCUGAUGCGAAACGCGUUGGAGCUAAGCUGGGCUUUGGCAUACAAUUUUGCCAAGCGCCGCCCUAAGUUGGAACACGUUUCAGAUAUUAGUUUCCAUCAUCCGGUGGAUGUUUCUUCUAUGUUAAAUAUGCAAGCUCACGUGAUUUAUACCGAUCUUCAUUACAUGGAAAUUGUAGUAUUAGCGGAUGUUCACGAUGCAGUAACUGGACAGCAGACAACAACGAAUUCGUUCUACUACACAUAUUCUGUUGCUGAGAGACUGCCGGGCAUAAUGCCCAAGACUUAUCACGAAGCAAUGUACUAUCUUGAUGGACGUCGAAAGUUCCGUUAUUGUAUGGGAAUCGACACGCCACAGACUACAUCCCGUCAGCCCAGCGAGAAGAGCAAAUUGUAGAUGUGCUAAUGAAUUGAUACUACUUAAAAAUUAAUCGGAGAAUUGUUAAAGUUGCUAAAUGUUUUUUUGAUUUAUUUAUUUAUUAAAUUUACGAUGCUAUAAGAGUAUUAAAAAACUUCUACACACUUCCUUUAUCGAUAACAACAAAAAUUCGUCGGUGCAUGUCGGAUUUCUACACCACAUCCUCAAACAGUUCGUUUUUCAUCCUAGCGACAUUUUUAUUCAGGAAGGAGAACAAUAGGACUUUGAAUCUGCGCUACGUUUAUAGGCGAGACCAAGCACCACAUAUCGCUGCCCUCGCGUCAUAGGGGCAUCAUAUUCAACUUUUAUUUGAAAACGUACUACAAAGUUUUUGUUUAUGUCUUAGGAUUUCAGCGUGUUUCAAAGUUUUGAUUGGGAUCCUGUUCUGAGCAAACCAUGCUGCCGCACUCAGUGGCACGACGAGUGACAAAACCCCAAAAAUCAAUGUCUUAAUGCUCUUACGAAUAUUUAUUUAACCCUUAAAUGCAUACUGUUGCCAUUUGGCAACAUAUCGAAUUUUAUGAUAUAAAGCCUCAACAAAAGGUAUAGAUCGUAUCCAUCCAGAAAAAUUAGUACCAAAGAAAAAUGAAAUUUAUACAUAUAAGGAUUAAUUUUUCUUUAAGUUUAGUUUCUCAAAGUUUUACGAUAGUCGGUAGAAAAAUGAAAUUUUAUCAUGUUUAAGCGUCGAGCAUUUUGGCCCAAAUCAAUUCAUAUGAAUUUUUCAUACCAUCGAACUUCAAAUGGCGAUAUCUCUAUAACUACAUGACCGAUUGGAGUAGUUUUGAGUUCUUCAGAAAGAGGCAUGAUCGUAUUAAACAAGAGACUUAAGCUUUUUGGGCUCUACCCAUUUGAAAGCUACAUGAAAACAACCAAUAUAUCGAACUAUUUCAGACCCUUCGGUUGAAUAGUAUUUUGAUUGUUUUCGUAUAGCUUACAGUAGUGGUUUACAAUAUCGAAAACUAUCGCAUGUUGGAAGAUUUUUGUUAACUACAUUUCGCUUUAAAAUGAUACUUAGAAUUAUAUUCUGUAAUAA
Topomyia yanbarensis is the source of this 2647-nucleotide messenger RNA. Its product is annotated as acyl-coenzyme A thioesterase 9, mitochondrial-like. Gene Ontology annotation, cellular component: mitochondrion. Bases 157 to 1593 code for a protein of 478 amino acids. Gene Ontology annotation, biological process: acyl-CoA metabolic process. The record is from RefSeq and is a predicted model, not a curated record. Gene Ontology annotation, molecular function: fatty acyl-CoA hydrolase activity. The transcript has 5 exons. NCBI's taxonomy places the organism in Eukaryota, Metazoa, Arthropoda, Insecta, Diptera, Culicidae.